CCCGCGCGGGCGGGGGCGGGGCCGGGGCUACGUGCGGGCGCGGGGGUAGUGCCGCUGGUGCCGCCGGUACCGGGCCAUGGCCGAGCGGGCCCCGGGGCCGCGGGGCCCCGACCCCCAGCCGGCGGGCCCAUCCUCGGGGAAGGAGGCGAUACCGGGGGCUACCCUGCCCCGCUCCCCCCGGGACACCCCAGCCGAGGGGUCGGAUGGCGACUCCGAGACCCCCACCUCGAGCGUGACCCACAGUGAGCAGGAGCAGGAGGAUGAGGCGGAGGAAGGCCACCAGUGGCGGGUGGGUGACGCCUGCACCACCACCUGGGCGGGGGAUGGGCUACUGUACCCCGCUCACCUACGGGCACUGGACCGCGCUGCUGGCACGUGCCUGGUGGAGUUCGAUGGCUACGGCAACACCGAGGAGCGGGCACUGGCUGAUCUCCUGCCCCCCCGCCCUGGGGCCUGGAGGGCGAGGGACGCCCCAAGGGGCCAGAACACCCCCUCGGCGUGGGAGCCCCCCCCCACGCACCACGAGGAGGAAGGGCGAGCGGGUGCCCUGCUCCCCCCGGCCCCCCGAGUGCCCCCCGGCCCUGCUGCAUGCCCUGCAGGAGGAAGAGGAGGAGGAGGAUGCUUUGGCCGCCAUGCUGAUGGCCUGGUACAUGAGCGGGUACCACACCGGCUUCUAUGUGGGCCUCCGGGAAGGGCGGACAGAGGCUGCUGAGCCCCCCCCGCAGCCAGGCCACAGGCAGAAGAAGCCCCCACGCCACUAGGAGGGCAGCUGGAUCGGGCCCCCCACGCCGUGCCAGAGGGGCAGCCGUGGGGCAGCACCGCGCUCCCCUCCCUUACCAAGGGGUCCCUCCCGGGGGUCCCGGCUGCAGGGACAGGCAGGAGCAGCCUUCCUCCACCCUGGCCGGCUCUGCAUCAGAGCCCUGGCCAGGGGGGGGCUGCACCCCUCCUCUGUCCCCUUUUCUGUCCCCCCCUCUCUGUCCCCUCUUUUGGAAUAAAGCUGUUUGUGCCA
This is a messenger RNA of Falco peregrinus (peregrine falcon), 1009 nucleotides long. RefSeq names its product survival motor neuron protein-like. The record is from RefSeq and is a predicted model, not a curated record. Gene Ontology annotation, molecular function: RNA binding. Gene Ontology annotation, biological process: mRNA processing. Gene Ontology annotation, cellular component: nucleus; cytoplasm. NCBI's taxonomy places the organism in Eukaryota, Metazoa, Chordata, Aves, Falconiformes, Falconidae. The transcript has 6 exons. Bases 77 to 712 code for a protein of 211 amino acids.